Molecule: messenger RNA, 3674 nt
Organism: Impatiens glandulifera
Lineage: Eukaryota; Viridiplantae; Streptophyta; Magnoliopsida; Ericales; Balsaminaceae
Product: ISWI chromatin-remodeling complex ATPase CHR11-like
Biological process (GO): regulation of transcription by RNA polymerase II; nucleosome organization
Cellular component (GO): nucleus; chromatin
Molecular function (GO): DNA binding; nucleosome binding; ATP binding
Source: RefSeq, a predicted model, not a curated record
CUGUUCGGUCGGUUCUUUCCUUUUUCUCGUAUAAUUCAAUACCCUUUACUCUCAUAUCUUACUUCAUACAUUUCCUUCGCCGCUGCUGCUGCGAGAUACCCUAAUUCCUUACGAUCAAUGGCGAGACCAACCAGAGGGAGAGAUUCAUCUGACGAUAAUCUCUCCAACAGCUCUAAUUCUUCGGAAGAGGAGGAUCAGUCCAAUGAGCCGAUCAACGACGAGGAAGAUGAGGAUGAGCUUGAGGCUGUCGGGCGGGCGGCUGGUUCAGACGAUGAAGAUAAGUCGGAAGCGGAGGGGGAGGACGCUGGAGAUGACCAAGAGGAAGAAGAUAACGAAGAGGACGACGAUAAUCAUAUUGAAGUUACAAAGAGGGAAAAGGCCAGGUUAAGAGAACUGGAGAAGCUAAAGAAGCACAAGAUCCAACAAAUACUUGAUGAUCAAAAUGCUGCUAUUGAGGCUGACAUGAAUAACAAAGGAAAAGGACGUCUGAAGUACCUUCUGCAGCAGACUGAGCUUUUUGCGCAUUUUGCAAAAGGCAAUCAAUCAGAAUCUAAGAAAAAGUCUAAAGGAAGAGGGCGCCAUGCAUCAAAGAUAACUGAAGAGGAAGAAGAUGAGGAAUAUCUGAAGGAGGAGGAAGAUGGCCUUUUGGGGACAGGAAACACGAGGCUGGUAACCCAACCUUCAUGCAUUAAUGGGAAGAUGAGGGAUUACCAGCUUGCAGGGCUAAAUUGGCUUAUCCGUCUAUAUGAGAAUGGCAUUAAUGGAAUUCUUGCCGAUGAAAUGGGUCUUGGCAAAACAUUGCAAACCAUUUCCUUGAUUGGAUACUUGCAUGAGUUCAGAGGAAUAACUGGCCCACAUAUGGUAGUUGCUCCUAAGUCUACCCUUGGAAACUGGAUGAAUGAAAUAAAACGCUUUUGCCCUAUUCUGCGAGCCAUAAAGUUCUUGGGUAAUCCUGAAGCGAGAAAAAAUAUUAGAGAAAAUCUUCUUGUUGCUGGCAAGUUUGAUGUGUGUGUCACCAGUUUUGAAAUGGCAAUCAAGGAGAAAACAGCUUUACGACAAUUCAGCUGGCGUUAUAUUAUUAUUGACGAAGCUCAUAGAAUCAAGAAUGAGAAUUCGCUUCUUUCAAAGACAAUGAGACUUUACAAGACUAAUUACCGCCUUCUUAUCACGGGCACACCACUCCAGAAUAAUCUUCAUGAACUCUGGUCUCUCCUGAACUUUCUUCUACCAGAGAUAUUCAGUUCAGCUGAGACUUUUGACGAAUGGUUCCAAAUUUCCGCUGAAAAUGAUCAGCAGGAAGUUGUUCAGCAACUUCACAAGGUCCUGCGUCCAUUCCUUCUUCGGAGACUAAAAUCAGAUGUUGAGAAAGGUCUUCCUCCAAAGAAAGAAACAAUACUGAAGGUUGGAAUGUCUCAGAUGCAGAAGCAGUACUAUAAAGCUCUUUUGCAGAAAGAUCUUGAGGUAGUUAACGCGGGUGGUGAGCGCAAACGUCUUUUGAACAUAGCAAUGCAGCUCCGUAAAUGUUGCAAUCAUCCUUAUCUUUUCCAAGGUGCUGAACCUGGUCCCCCAUACUCAACAGGGUAUCAUCUUAUUACAAGUGCCGGUAAAAUGGUUCUUCUGGAUAAGUUGCUUCCAAAGCUUAAAGAGCGUGAUUCAAGAGUCUUGAUAUUUUCACAGAUGACAAGACUGCUGGAUAUUCUGGAAGACUAUUUGAUGUUUCGUGGAUACCUAUACUGUCGAAUAGAUGGUAAUACUGGUGGAGAUGAUCGUGAUGCUUCUAUUGAAGCCUUCAAUAAGCCAGGAAGUGAGAAUUUUCUCUUACUAUCAACUAGAGCUGGAGGUCUCGGAAUCAAUCUCGCUACUGCUGAUGUUGUCAUACUUUAUGACAGUGACUGGAAUCCACAAGUGGAUUUGCAGGCUCAGGAUCGUGCUCACAGGAUUGGGCAAAAGAAAGAAGUGCAAGUGUUCCGUUUCUGUACGGAGUAUACAAUUGAAGAGAAGGUUAUAGAGAGGGCUUACAAGAAACUUGCUCUUGAUGCUCUGGUGAUUCAGCAAGGGCGCUUAGCUGAGCAGAAAACUGUAAAUAAAGAUGAGCUUCUGCAAAUGGUGAGAUUUGGGGCUGAAAUGGUUUUCAGUUCCAAGGAUAGUACAAUCACUGAUGAGGAUAUAGAUCGGAUAAUUGCUAAAGGAGAAGAAGCAACAGCCGAGCUUGAUGCUAAAAUGAAGAAAUUUACAGAAGAUGCCAUCAAAUUUAAAAUGGAUGACACUGCUGAUUUGUACGAUUUUGAUGAUGAGAAGGAUGACAACAAGUUGGAUUUCAAGAAAAUUGUGAGUGAGAACUGGAUGGAACCACCAAAAAGAGAGAGAAAGCGCAAUUACUCAGAGUCGGAGUACUUCAAGCAGACAAUGCGCCAAAGUGGCCCUUCCAAGCCAAAAGAACCUCGAAUUCCCCGCAUGCCUCAGCUACAUGACUUUCUUUUUAAUACCAAAAGAUUAAACGACCUGUAUGAGAAGGAGGUUCGCUAUCUUAUGCAAAUGCAUCAGAAGAGUCUGUUAAAAGACACUAUAGAUGUUGAUGAAUCAGAAGAAGUAGGCGAACCUUUGACUGCUGAAGAGCAAGAGGAGAAAGCGCGGUUAUUACUAGAGGGGUUUUCGGAGUGGAGCAGGAAAGACUUCAACACAUUCAUCCGAGCCUGUGAAAAGUUUGGGCGUGAUGACGUGAAAAGUAUAUUUUAUGAGAUGGAGGGGAAAACUGAGGUGGAAGUCCAAAGAUAUUCACAAGUGUUUAAACAGAGAUACAAGGAGUUGACCGAUUAUGACAGGAUCAUAAAGAACAUAGAAAGAGGGGAGGCUAGGAUUUCACGUAGGGAUGAGAUAACGAAAGCUGUAGUGAAGAAGAUGGAACGGUACAAGAAUCCAUGGCUGGAGUUGAAGAUCCAGUAUGGUCAGAACAAAGGGAAGCUAUACAAUGAAGAAUGUGACCGUUUUAUGAUAUGCAUGAUUCAUAAGCAAGGAUAUGGAAACUGGGAUGAGCUGAAGGCAGCGUUUAGAAUGUCGCCAUUGUUCCGUUUUGAUUGGUUCAUAAAGUCUAGAACAACUCAAGAACUUGCAAGAAGAUGUGAUACCCUAGUUCGAUUGGUGGAAAGGGAGAAUCAAGAAUUCGAUGAAAGAGAGACAAGCUAGAAGAGAGAAAAAAAGCUAUCAGCCAAGAAUAUAACUCCAUCAAAACGGGCCUCAUCAGCUAGGCAAACCACAGAUGACAGCCCGCCAACUGGGAAAAGACGGAAACAACUGGCAAUGGAUGAUUUUGUAGGAUCGGUAAUGUUUUUAUUUAAUUAAUUGAGUUAAUUUUUGUUGUUAAUAAUAAUGUACUUUAUUCUUAGCGGGGAGGAAAGGAAAUGAAGGUGGUGACAUUUUUGUAGUUGUGAAAUGUAAGGAAUAAUCUGUUAUUAUAUAGUACUAUUUGCGAAAAAACUUAGUUCUGUUUAAAAUAAUGUUAUAAAACUAGCUUAAGACAAUAUACUCCAUGUCCUACAUUGCUGUUUGUUGUCUUUGUAAUUUUGGUAACGAAAACAGUGACGGUUUCAGGCAACUAAUUCUUGUUAGUAUUAUGUGUGUUUUGUGUGGUACAAUUUGUACUCAAAAAUGUCUUAAAAAAGCAUGUUUUUUAGUUU